UUCACGCGAUGUUAGUUGAGAGCGAGAGCGAAACAUGUAGCAGAAGUUAGAAGCGAGUAAAUAUUAGCGUUAAAGUAAUGCAACUUAGUGCGCAAUUAACCUUAAGUUAAUAGUGUAUGAAGCUGUGGGAUGGCAUGUUUUGCUAAACAUGGAGUUAUUUAGAGACGACACGGAGUAUAAUCACAUGAUCCAAAGGGUUGUGGAUAUGUUUGAGAGACGUCCUCAUUUUCAAAGGAUAGUAAGAAUUGGUCUUGGUAUGGACUACAGCAAUGAGCUAGAUGAUACAGGUGAGGAUGAUUAUGAAAUUGACAAUUGGGUACAUGGGCAUAACAAUUUCCAUGGAUACUCAAGGGUCUCUGACAUGAGUAGUGAUAGAAGAUUUAGAGGACCCCAUACAGGAUCAUCCAGCUCUUUUUAUCAGCCUCCAUUGCGUUACUACAGUUCAGUUGAUGACCUUCCUCGCCCGCUCUGUGUAAAACUUCCGGCAAAGGAAAACGAUACUGAAAGGAAGGCCAGAUUAUUACAAGAAACGAAAAAAAGCAAAGAAAAGGCUGAGAAGAAGCGGCUUAAGAAACAGAAACAGAAGGAAAGAAAACGGCUUGAGAAGAUGAAGAAGGAAAAACAGGACCCCGUAAAAAAUGAGGAGGGGGAAAAUGAUGCACAGCAGUCUAAAGCAGAGGAUAAUAAACCAGUUAAUGACAAGUCCAAAGACAAUGCAGAUUCCAGUGUUAAACAGCUGGCUUCAGCUAAGGAUACAGACAACAGUGACAGCAGUGAAGAUGAAUCCAGUGAUGAAGAUAGCGAUACCAAGGACGACGGCUGUGACUCUGAGGAACUGGACAUGACAAGUACUUUUGUGACUAAAGCUGCUCUCAUAGCCAAGCGUAAAGUGGAGCAGAAGUCCAGGCCUGAGCGGAAGGAGAAAAAGAAGAUUCCGGUUAAAGAACGUAAACCUGUCCCUGAACAAUCCAAUGAAGACCCAGAGGUUGAAAAGAAGGAGUCUGCUGCCCCUAGCGUUCCCACUUUAGAGGAAAAUAUAAAAAUAAGUACCGAGCUUGCAGUUAUUGGAAAUAAAUUUGCAGGCUCUGGAGACUUUAAUAUGGCUGUGAAAUACUUCACUAAUGCAAUUAAGUUCAACCCAACUGAGUUUAAGUUGUUUGGCAAUCGCUCAUUUUGUUUUGAAAAGAUGCAAGAAUAUGAGAAGGCACUGACAGAUGCAGAGUUGUGCCUCAAUAUGUGUCCAGGCUGGGUUAAAGGUCUGUUUAGGAAGGGCAGAGCUUUGGCUGGUCUGAAGAGGUACGGGGAGGCUGCCCAGGCCUUCAGGGAUGUUCUCAAACUGGACAGUUCAUAUUCAGAAGCUGAACAGGAACUAAUGCGGGUGCAGAUAACACAACUAAUGGAGUAUGGUUUCACUCGGGAGCAGAGCUCAAAUGCUUUAAUUAUUCACGGGACAGUUAACAAAGCGCUAGAGGUGCUGUCUCAAUUAAACCAUCUACCAGGAGCUGUUCAGAAUCCCACUCUGCCACCAGCUCAAGUAGUGAACGUCACCGGAGUUUCUCCAGUCCUUUCAGCCAACACGAACCCUGCAUCCGCUGCUCCGUCUCGUCCUCUUCAGUUCCAGGACGCAUCAAAAACAUCACUUAAGAACAAACCUUUAGGCUCGGUUCAGAAUAUGUCAAAUGUCCAGGGGCAACUAAAGCCUGUUUAUAAUCAGGCCAUGAAGAGCAACGAAUACAGUCGGUCACCACUGGAGCUGUUUCCAAUUUGGGUGGGAAACUUGAUUUCUCCAGUAACUGAUGCCGAGAUAACCAACCUGUUUAGCGAGGCUGGGGUUGUCUAUAGCGUGAAGGUUCUGGUUUCCAAACGAUGUGCCUUUGUAAACUUUACAAAACAAGAGUAUUGUGAUGAAGCAAUCCGGCGCUUUCAUGGCUUUGAGUUGAACGGCAUCAAGAUUGCUGUGAGAUACCCAGACAGGAUUCCUCAUGGCAUGGGCAUUUCGAAAUCUGCCCUCAAAGCUGAUGACCUGCAAGAUGAAAACGCGAGGCAAAAUGCAGUUGGAAGCCGAAGACCUUUUCGCCCUUACAGACACGACCACAGAGACGACCAGAAGCACUGACAAGGACACAAGGUGCCUUCGAGCUUCCACAGGUCUGACAUAUCUCAGUAAAAGCAGAAUCACUUAACACUGUUCAGUACAAACAAAUUAAUGGGAUCUACAGACUGAAGUAUUGUCUGUUUUAGUGGACCACUGAAAUCAAUGCUUAAUUGUUUUUUAGUUUUUUGUUUUUUUUUUCACUGAAAGUCACUGAAAAUGGCUCCAACUUAAUAGAUAAUUAUCUUAAAUAUUUUUUGACCAAAGGUGUAAAAAAAAAACUGAUCAAGUAUUUACAAAAGCUCUUUGAUGCCAACUCUGUUAAAGCCUGACGGUUAUUGGUAUUUUAAAUGUCAGUAUAAGGGAAAAUCAAGUUUAUAUUUUACAUACUUGCAUAAUUCAUCCAACAGCAGCAUUACAGCUGGCACAGUGUUAAAAAUAUCAUACACAACUUUGAAGUUAACUUUAAUGUUUUUGUUUCCAAUUAAAUUUUCUUUUUAUUUUUUUUCUCGAGAUGCAGGAAUCAUUAUUGGUAUACUCAGUAGUGAUGCUGACCUUAUUUACGUAGUGAAACUUACAGGUAUUACAGGAGCCUCACAUUUACAACUAAAUGAUCUUUAUUCAGUAUCUAUUCAGAAUCAUCAUCUAUUAUUCACUAUGCUUUUAAUGCACCAGUAUCCUAUCUAUCUAUGAACAAGGCUUAUAAUCCUCUAUAAUACAGCAGGAACUAUUUUGUUGCAUAGCUAGUUACUGUUUAAUUGUUCAUGGUUGAUUUUCAUCUGUAAGAUGACUUGGAGAUUAGUUGUUCAUCAGUGGUUGGUCAUGGGGUGGCAUAUCUUAUGUUUUAUUCAGACGCCCUGAUUAAUGAUAGAAUUUGUCUUCUUAAUUCAAGAAUGAAAGAUCCUUUCAUAUUCUGAGUUCCUGUCUCAUUAUUUAAACAUGGUCUUUAACCAACAGGGGGCCCAGAGAAUAGAUGGGCUACUGAAUUUAUGAGUUAACACCCUGUUUCCUCGAAACACAAGGGACUCAUCACGGCUUCUAAUUAUAUUUAGUCGUAUUUUAGAUUACAUGCUGGAAUACUACCUGGUGCGUGUUUGCGGCGAGCGUUGUCACUGGUCAAGUUCUAAUUUUAAGUAUGCGUACACAAGAUGUAAUGUGAGUUUAAACGCAAUUUCAUUAACAUUGAACAAGUCUCACAAUUUUUCUCCAGUUUGCCAAACUUUGUAACCCAAACAUCUUCCAACAGGCCGAUGAUGGAUUAAAUCCUUUGGGUAAUACAGCACCGUGUUGUGAAAAAGACUUGUUUAAUUUUGAUGGAUAUGUGUUGGAAUGAUGUCACAUGUAUGAACAAUUUAAACUGAACUAAUAAAACUUGUAACUGGA
Molecule: messenger RNA, 3475 nt
Organism: Toxotes jaculatrix (banded archerfish)
Lineage: Eukaryota; Metazoa; Chordata; Actinopteri; Toxotidae
Product: tetratricopeptide repeat protein 31-like
Exons: 18
Coding region: 149-2116 (655 amino acids)
Molecular function (GO): protein binding; RNA binding
Source: RefSeq, a predicted model, not a curated record